CCGACAUACUAUAUGCAAGAUCUCUUAGCAUAGAAAGCUUAUGUUAAAGACCUUGCUUCUCCUAAAUGGAAUGUAUUUUGCAGAUAUACUAACGAGCCAAAAAGAACUAAGUGAAGAAUGAAGAAAAAUCACUAGCAGGUAGAAUAUCUCAUAAUGUUGAUUCCAAGGGUAAGUAGAAUCAGAUGGUUUGAAUUUUAGCUUGUAUGGGCCGCCAGGUAUAGUGUCAUGCUCUCGGCGAAAAUGCAAUUUAGCGUGCUCGCAAGCGUACGGUAGCGUAGCGUUUACUUUUCUUUUUAUUUUGAGUGUAUAACGUAACGUGCAUACACUACAACACCCCAUACCACGAGCAGGAGUUUGCAAAAAUUUUGGUCAACGACUUCUGUAGAUAAAAUUGAAAAGCAAAUGAUAAAUGCCACUGUAAAUAGCGGUUGAAUUCGAUGGUUAUUGAGCGCUCAAUAUUCGUCUUCCAAAUUCAUUGCUGUUGUUGUUUGUUUGAAGAAAUCUGCUGCCGAAGCCCACCAAACACAUUCAGAGGGUUAUGGUGAUACUGCACCAUCGUAUCCCAAUUGUCGAUUUAGUUUAAAAUUAGCGAUACGAAUUGACAAGAGAUGCUAUUUUUUAGCCACUUGUUUUCCUGGAUACACUGUUGUAGCUCGAAAGGGAACUUCUGCCACACCCAGCGUGCUAACCAGACACGGCACCUUCUGAUUACUAGUAGUUCAAGUUCGGUUGGCACAAGGGGUCCGCAAUAUUGAGGAGGUGCGCAAAUGGGUCAUUGGGUGGAUCGCUGCGUGAGUUCUUUCGAAUAUUAUAGGAAAUAAAAGAAACUAUUUUGAUUUUCCACAAUUAAUGCUUUGUACAAGUGGAAAAGUGAUAAAAAUUUUUGCAGCUGUCUAAUACAUAAUGUAGGGUAUACGAACACGAAUUGUUACUUUGCUUGUUAGAGAGAUUGACUUUGCUAUGCAUGCGGUCUUUACUUAAGACCUCUUUACAACACUAAUGUUCCAGUGUAAAGCAAAAUGCAUGAGAAAUGUAAAACAAAAACGGAAGCAUGGAAAAUUAAAAAAAAAAAAAACGGAAUCCCAUCGUCUAAUGCAUCUAAGACAAAAUUUCAAUAAUAUAUAUAAAGUUUUUAAGAAGUGUAUAAAAAUAUGAUUUCAAGUCUUGUUUAUUGUUCCAUAUACCAAUAUGUGCAACCAUAAGUUUUUUUAAGUUGCAUUUGUAUGUUUAUAGUGCGUAAUGUGUACGACCAGAAAGUAUAUUGUACGACCAGAAAAGUAUAUUGGUCUAAUGUAGUUAUCAUAGUAAAACCAGUUUCUUAAGCAAUACUUAUAAAUAAUAUUAUAAAGCAAUUUUUGCAAAAAAAUUCGAAUACAUACCCACUUUAUACUCUUUAUACCGAGAUCGAAGUGUAUGUGAAAAAAAAAAAAAACAACAAAAAUGGCAUAAAAAGUUAGUGAAGCCAAGCAAAGUCGUAUUAAAUAAAUGAAUAAAUCGAUUAAAAUUACGGGCCAAGGAAUGUCAAUUUAAAUGGAGCAACUACAACGACAAGAGCAAUCAAAUUGUGACAUAAAGCAAAUUCUUAGAGCGUGGAGAACAAUAAAAACAAGCUUGAAUAUUUAAUGAAAGCGUCGAAGCAUGACUAGGCUUAAACAGUGAAACACUUCACAAAACCCAUAACGGAUGUUCGAAUGAUUAUAAAAUUGCUUAUUAACCGAAUAGGCGGCAACAUAAUUCAGCACUGCAAAAAGAGGCGAAUAAUGAAUUUGCCACAAUUCUUAAUGCUCACCCUUUUGGGUUCGACAACAAUUCUCUAUUUAAUAGUGAAAGCGGCUUUCAGUUAUUGGAAAUAUCGUGGUAUUCUGCAUGCUAAACCCACAAUACCUUGGGGUCAUAUGAAAGGUGUUGGAAGUAAACUGCAUAUAGCUGAUGUUUUGCGACGUUUCUACACCCUCUAUAGUGGACAAGCACCAUUUAUCGGUUUUUACGCUUGGCUAAAACCGAUGGUAUUAAUGUUGGAUCUUGAUGCUAUUCAUCAAAUUUUGGUAGUAAAUGCUGAUCAUUUUCAAGAUCGCGGUUUAUACAAUAAUGUAAGCACAGAUCCGUUAACACAAAAUCUUAUUCAAUUAGAUGGUACGGCAUGGAAAGAAUUACAUGAUAAAACGAAGCAUUUAUGGUUAAAAGACGUAAUUCUACAAACCUAUCCCGCUUUAAUGAAAGUGCGUAAGAACUUUGAGUUAACAUUAAAAAAGGAAAUUCGUCGCGAAACGCUGACCGACGUAUCCGGGUUGAUAGAUCAAUUUAAUGUGGAUGUUAUCGGUUCAUUGGCUUACGGUUUGAGCGAUGAUUUUGAAGAAAAUAUUGCUUUCCGUGUAUUCGCAUUAAAUUAUAUUAAUAUUAAGAGUCGUCGAUAUUUUCUCAAUAUCCGGAUGCCAAACAGUUUAGCAUUUAUUUGUCCGAAUUGGGCUCGAUGGAUGAACUAUCGUUUAUUUCAACCUGAAUCUACGCAACAUUGUCUAAAUAUGCUGCGCGGUAAAUUGAAAGAACGUGCAAAAUUGAAAAGUGUUCCAUAUGAUUUUUUACGUAUAUGGUCAGAAAAUCGUUUCCCUUGCAAAAUGAAUGAUAAUGAAAUUGCUGGACAAGCUUUUAGUUUCCUUUGGGCUGGUUUAGAAGCUUGCAAUUCGAUAGUGGCACUUUGCUUAUACGAGUUAGCUUUCCAACCGAAAUUACAAGAAAAAGCCCGAAAGGAAGUGAGGAAAGUGCUGAAGAAAUAUGAGAAUUGUAUGCGGCACGAAAUGUUAAAUGAACUUGUUUAUCUCAAACAAUUACUAAAUGAAACCCUGCGUAAAUAUCCGCCGUAUCCUUUCCUGUUACGUUUGACCACCAAAGAUUACGAUUUACCAAAUACGGUGUUUGCAUUGAAACGUGGCAAUCAUGUAAUCAUACCUGUCGCUGCUAUCCACAACGAUCCCGAUUAUUAUGAGAAUCCUUACCAAUUCGAUCCUGAGCAUUUUCAUUCCUCGAAAGUGAAAACUAGACCAGUAUGUGCAUUUUUACCCUUCGGUUUGGGCAGUCGUUCUUGUAUAGCUCAACACUUUGCCAUGCAGCAAUUGUUAGUGGGUUUGAUGACAUUAUUGAAUAUGUACAGAUUUGCUCCAUGUCAAAAUACCAUUGCACCGUUGAGAUUUGACAAUAGCAAGUUCUUUUUACAACCAAAACCGCGCAUUCAACUCUUAAUGAAACCGACUUAAUUCUGGGUACAAUUACAAAAUGAAAUCAAAUCAAAAUGUUUUGAAGUUUAUUUAAAAUUAGGUUUAAUUCUUCUCAUAUUUUAAGUAUAUAUAUAGCAAUAUAAGUGGUAAUGUUUAUUGCAGAAGUAAAGGAAAGAUAUUUACACGUUGUAUGUUUAUUCUGUAAGAUUUUUAUAAAUAAAAA
Glossina fuscipes is the source of this 3435-nucleotide messenger RNA. It is a transcript of the gene Cyp6u1, whose product is annotated as probable cytochrome P450 6u1. Bases 1692 to 3251 code for a protein of 519 amino acids. Gene Ontology annotation, molecular function: heme binding; oxidoreductase activity, acting on paired donors, with incorporation or reduction of molecular oxygen; iron ion binding. The record is from RefSeq and is a predicted model, not a curated record. NCBI's taxonomy places the organism in Eukaryota, Metazoa, Arthropoda, Insecta, Diptera, Glossinidae. The transcript has 4 exons.